UAAAAUUAUAUCGCGGAUGAGUACGGACGCUCCUAUAUAAAGAGCAUUUGAGCAUUUGUCGCGACAUCUUAUGACACGAGUUCCCGCCAAUACAAGGAAACGAUGUCGCGAUUUUUACCGUAUUUUCUGGCUGUAUGCGUCGCGGUAUGCUCAGGCGCUAAACUGCCUCUGCAAGACGCUCAAGUCCUAAAGGAGGCGCCAGAGGAAGUCAUAUUUAGAGCUGGGAAGCCAGAAUUAGUUCUGGAGUGUGCUACUGAAGACAAGAGUCAAGCACCCAUAAGGUACAGCUGGUUUAAAAACGGACAGCUUUUCGAACCGUCUGGUGAGGUGAGCCAGAGAGAUAACGAAGGUACGCUUGUGUUCAAAAAUCCUAAGAAAGAUGAUGAAGGAAAAUAUCAGUGCUUCGCUCAGACAGAGGCUGGUACAGCCAGCACUAGAAUCAUUAACGUAAAGCUCGCUUUCAUUGACAUACCAAAAGUAACACUCCAGAACCACAAACCCAUCGAAGGUAAAGUAUACCAACUGGAUUGCGAAAUACCGAACAGCUAUCCGAAACCGGAAAUACAGUGGAUCUAUCAAUCCGUAUCCGAUCCGAGCAUAUCAAGGAAUAUCCUAGAUAAACGUAUCACGCUAUCUCCAAAUGGUGUGCUGUAUUUUUCUAACGUAACAAAGGAAGAUACGAGCGCUGAUCAUAAAUACGUGUGUGUUGCAAAGACACCAGCCCACGAUGGUGACGUGAUCUUGGCGGAACACGUCAUGGAAGACGUGCAGCCCAGCAGCGGGUCCAACAGCGAGCUGGUGCUCCAAUAUGUCAGUAACGAUAUUAUCGGCCAAGUUGGAAAAGUCACUAUGAUAUAUUGCAUCUAUGGCGGAACUCCCCUCGCCCAUCCCGACUGGUACAAAGAUGGCAAGAACGUAAACAAUAGUCCCAAAGACCGCGUCACCAGAUAUAACCGGACAGCUGGGAAGAGGCUCCUCAUCAAGGAGACCUGGUUAGAGGAUGAAGGGAACUACACCUGCAUCGUGGACAAUGAGGUCGGAAAGCCUCAAGAACAUACGAUCAGCGUUCGCGUCGUCAGUGCACCAGAGUUCACUAAGAAACCGGAGCCGAAAGACAGCACUGUAUCCGGCAGGGAUGUGACGAUACCUUGCCAAGUUGCAGCACUUCCGGUUGCCAAGAUAACAUGGACUUACAAUGCUAAAAGUUUACCUGAAAACGACAAACUUGUGAUUUCACAAACAACACAAGGCAAUAUCACGGUCGCUGAUUUGACCAUCAAGAAUGUCCAAAACUCUGACACCGGAUAUUACGGAUGCAGAGCCACAAAUCAACAUGGCGAUAUCUACGCCGAAACACUGCUGAUCGUUCAGUAAUUUCAUUUUAUUCUCAUCUUAUUUUGUAACCUUAUUGAUUAAUAAAUAUGUAAUCUAUAAGUA
This is a messenger RNA of Danaus plexippus (monarch butterfly), 1437 nucleotides long. RefSeq names its product hemolin-like. Gene Ontology annotation, biological process: axon guidance; dendrite self-avoidance; homophilic cell-cell adhesion. The transcript is spliced from 6 exons. Gene Ontology annotation, molecular function: cell-cell adhesion mediator activity. Gene Ontology annotation, cellular component: plasma membrane; axon. The coding region runs from base 103 to 1374 and encodes 423 amino acids. The record is from RefSeq and is a predicted model, not a curated record. Lineage: Eukaryota; Metazoa; Arthropoda; Insecta; Lepidoptera; Nymphalidae.